CAGUUGGCCAGCGAGCAGCCUUGUCGGUUGGAGGCUGUAAGUGUAAAUCUCGCUGACUGAAACAGCAGUAUUGUUGUGCCGGUUUUGAUUUCUGAUUUUCGAAAUCUUUCUGAAGUGUUUCUGUUUCUCUGUUGUUCUUCACAAAAUCUAUGUCUUGUUUCUAGUUUGUUGUUCCUACAUUUAAAACACAACUAUUUUUUAUUGUAACUAGGUACUGGCCGGCACAAGGCUAGUCGGCUGCAGGGUUUGUAACUCAACCCUGGGAGAAGGUGGUGGAGGAGUAGGAUGACCAGGAAACUGCAGCUGGCUCAGGAUGAGGAGGAAGAGGAGGCGGAGGCCAGACAGGCGCUGAGGGGUGAGGAGGCAUCGGACAAUGAGGAGGUGGAGAGAUCACCAGCAGUAGGAGGAGGGGGAGGCAGUGGUGAGAUACAGCGAGAGACGUGGUCGGGAAAAGUCGACUUUCUGCUCUCUGUCAUCGGCUUUGCUGUGGAUCUGGCCAAUGUGUGGAGAUUUCCGUACCUGUGCUACAAGAAUGGAGGGGGAGCUUUCUUGGUGCCCUACUGCAUUAUGCUGUUUGUUGGGGGCAUUCCCCUGUUCUACAUGGAAUUGGCAUUGGGGCAGUUUCAUCGUAAAGGAGCCAUCACUUGUUGGGGCAGAAUUGUUCCUCUCUUAAAAGGUAUAGGUUACGCUGUGGUUUUGAUAGCAUUCUACGUGGACUUUUACUACAACGUGAUCAUAGCGUGGGCCUUGCGCUUCUUCUUCGCUUCUUUCACCUACUCUCUGCCGUGGACCACCUGCGACAAUGAGUGGAACAGCAAUCUCUGUCGGCCUUCGGAAUUUAGUGCUUGGAAUCAAUAUAAUCAUUCAUCUAAUUCCACUAACAGUUCCUCGACUCAAAUGUCAGCCGCCGACUCUCAGGCCUUCUCAGCAAAUUUCACAUCAGCUUCUUCCGAAUAUUUCAGUCGUGGUAUUCUGGAACUGCAUCGCAGCGAAGGUCUGCACGAUUUGGGAGGAAUCAAGUGGGACAUGGCCGCAUGUCUACUUAUUGUUUAUAUCAUCUGCUAUUUUAGUUUGUGGAAGGGCAUCUCCACUUCAGGAAAGGUUGUUUGGUUCACCGCUCUCUUUCCCUAUGCUGUAUUGUUGAUUCUUCUUAUCAGAGGUAUUACUUUGCCAGGGUCCGCUGAAGGAAUUAAAUAUUAUUUGAAUCCAAACUUCUCUCUAAUCGCUAAAGCUGAGGUGUGGGUGGAUGCCGCUACACAAGUAUUCUUUUCUCUUGGCCCAGGAUUUGGAGUUCUAUUAGCCUAUGCUUCCUACAAUGAAUAUCAUAACAAUGUUUAUCAGGACGCCCUGCUUACGAGCGUGAUCAACUCGUGCACGAGCUUCGUGGCGGGCUUCGUGAUCUUCUCAGUGCUAGGCUACAUGUCGCACGUGACCAACCGACCAAUAGGAGAGGUGGCCACUGAGGGCCCAGGCCUUGUGUUCGUCGUCUACCCGGCAGCCAUUGCCACCAUGCCUGGCUCCAUAUUCUGGGCGCUUAUAUUCUUCAUGAUGCUGCUCACGCUCGGCCUCGAUAGCUCGUUUGGUGGAUCAGAGGCGAUAAUCACGGCACUCAGUGACGAAUUUCCUCUGAUUGGAAGAAAUCGAGAGAUAUUUGUCGCCUGUCUCUUCACGCUCUACUUUUUUGUUGGACUUAUUUCUUGUACUGAGGGCGGUUUUUACUUCUUCCAUUUACUGGACAGAUAUGCGGCUGGCUACUCCAUGCUCUUUGCUGUACUUUUUGAAUCUAUUGCUAUUUCUUGGAUCUAUGGAGUUGAAAGGUUUUGCAAUGAUAUCAAGGAUAUGAUCGGGUUCGCCCCCGGUUACUACUGGAGAGUUUGUUGGCGGUUUGUCGCUCCAAUAUUUCUUAUGUUUAUCAUAGUGUGUGGCCUGAUGGAUUAUGAGCCACUGAGCUAUGAGAGCUACAUCUACCCACAAUGGGCCAACAUCCUAGGCUGGGCAAUCGCUGGCUCCAGUGUCAUCAUGAUACCAGGCAUUGCCGCCUUCCAAAUCUUGACCACUCCUGGAACGUUUUGUCAGAGAAUGAAAACACUGACAACGCCGUGGAAAGAUCGACCAGUUGUAAUGAGUAAUUCGAUUUCGAUGAAUGGAAUUCAAACAGACAAAGCUCAAAUUCGUCUCACCAGUAUACAGAAAGCUGAAGAUGUCUAGUGGAUCGCAAACUGUUGGAAGCUUUACUAUGCUGCAUCAAUCGUUUCAAAAAAGUUCCUAACGAUCAUGACAACCAUUUCAAUUUUUAUGAUGAUAUCUACAGUUUCCGGAAUUUGAAUUUCCAGAUAUAAACAGUUCAAAUUGUUGGAUGAGUUUAUGGUUCUUAUAAUACCGGUAUGUAAUUUCAAUAGUUUCAAAAUCAAAAGAAAAAUUAAUUGACAACUGCUGAAAAUUAUUGAAGAAAACUAGAUUUUUCAUAAGGUGAAACAGAAUUGACAAGUAGGCUACUCUUGAAAAAUGGGAAAUGAGAAAG
This is a messenger RNA of Nilaparvata lugens (brown planthopper), 2521 nucleotides long. RefSeq names its product sodium-dependent dopamine transporter (gene DAT). Gene Ontology annotation, molecular function: dopamine:sodium symporter activity. Bases 286 to 2208 code for a protein of 640 amino acids. NCBI's taxonomy places the organism in Eukaryota, Metazoa, Arthropoda, Insecta, Hemiptera, Delphacidae. Gene Ontology annotation, biological process: dopamine uptake involved in synaptic transmission; sodium ion transmembrane transport. The record is from RefSeq and is a predicted model, not a curated record. The transcript has 14 exons. Gene Ontology annotation, cellular component: neuron projection; neuronal cell body membrane; presynaptic membrane.